This is a messenger RNA of Oncorhynchus masou masou (cherry salmon), 642 nucleotides long. Its product is annotated as glucagon-1-like. NCBI's taxonomy places the organism in Eukaryota, Metazoa, Chordata, Actinopteri, Salmoniformes, Salmonidae. The record is from RefSeq and is a predicted model, not a curated record. Gene Ontology annotation, cellular component: extracellular region. The coding region runs from base 154 to 525 and encodes 123 amino acids. The transcript has 4 exons. Gene Ontology annotation, molecular function: glucagon receptor binding; hormone activity. Gene Ontology annotation, biological process: response to starvation.
CUGAGUAAACAGUCAUUCAUCUCAACUAUAUAAAGGCUGGCCAGACCUAGAAGGGACCAUGAAGCAACUCCAGGGAACCAGAGAGAGAGAAGCCAGAAGACAUCGACCAACAUUUCUCACACACUCAACAGAGGGAAUACAGGAGGUCAAAAGAUGAAAAGCACCCACUCUUUCGCUGGACUUCUGCUCUUGAUCAUUGUUCAGAGCAGCUGGCAGAUCCCGCAGGAGAGCACAGAGGACAACUCUAGCCUGUUGACAGAGGACUCCAUGUUCAGUGAGCCAAGGGAGCUUUCAAACAUGAAGAGACAUUCAGAGGGAACAUUCUCUAACGACUACAGUAAAUAUCUUGAGUCGAGACGAGCACAAGACUUUGUCCAGUGGCUAAUGAACUCCAAGAGAAGUGGUGGUCCCAUCAAACGGCAUGCAGAGGGUACCUACACCAGCGACGUGAGCUCCUACCUGCAGGACCAGGCAGCCAAGGAGUUUGUGUCCUGGCUAAAGAAUGGCCGAGGCAGACGAGAAUAGGGCUGCUCUGCUCAGCCACAGAGUCCCCAGUGUCUUAUGUCCCUGCAGUCAAGAGAGAAUGCAACUCAUCCAGAAUGACCCCCUUGUUCCAUUUCAUGUUUUAUAACCUGCAUCGUC